AUGUCUUGUUUCGCCGAUAAUAAUGAAUUUGCAUCAUUAUCUACAUGCGGAGAAUGCGGUUUGAUGGGACCGUUAGAUAAAGUUGAGCAACAUUACCUCGAUUCGCAUUGCGUUGAUGGUAAUGACUCCUGCAAUGAGAUUGAAUACACCGAAGACCCCCAACUCGAAGACCCAGAAGAAUGCGAGACCGAGAAUAUUACAUCUUAGGUGAAAAAAACCUUAUCGCUGGGCCCACUAAUAGGGGUCACAAGUCAGACGGAAAUAAUGAAUGGUGUGAAGCAGAGACCAGACUUCUGCUUGACAAGUAUGAAUCCUAUUUGAAACACGUAGGACCGAUGAAGAAAUUCAAGAGAAAAAAGGAUAUGUGGCAACAGAUAUCCAAAGAUAUUAAGACUAUAUUAAAUAUUACAAAAACACCGACUCAGUGUGAAAAUCGCUAUAAAACAAUAUUGAAAAGAAAGAAAAAAGCUGUAGAUAACAAUAAUCAGACAGGACGCAAUCGAGUACCAGUAGAAUACGAAGCAGAAUUGGCAAAAAUUGCUGCACUUGAUGACAGCAUUGAACCCGAAGUACUACGAGAUAGUAGAAAUGUGAAAACGGCUGAAAAGCCAGGAAAUGAUCAAAAAUCAUUGAAAAGGAAAAGGGAAAAGAGUGUGCAGGAGGUAUUGAUGGAUAUUUCCAAGCAGAAAGAAGAGGCUAGGGAAAGAAGACACAAAGAAAAGAUGAAAAUGCUGGAAAAGUUUUUGGAACAGCAAAAUAAAUAAAUGGUGUCCCUGGAAGGUCUGC
Messenger RNA from Phaedon cochleariae (mustard beetle), 786 nucleotides. Lineage: Eukaryota; Metazoa; Arthropoda; Insecta; Coleoptera; Chrysomelidae. The record is from the annotation of a GenBank genome assembly.